UUCAGAUAACUAAUUUCAAGCAUGGCUGUCUAGCGAGCCUGUCACUCCUAUUGUCCUUCCAAACUCUUUCAGACAUUUUGAGCAGGGAGUAUUAAAGCUAUGAGUUAGCAAGGGUUGUGACAUUAAUGGUCCAGAAAGGCUUUAGGCACAAGAGGUAAUGAUAAUUACUGAUGGCUAUUUGGAGGACUGCACUGGAUCGCUGUCAUUAAAAAUUAAGCGUGGCUUUUGAGGAAGAUGUGACAACUACCAGAGAGCUAAAUGAAUUGUCUUGUUGGACAGUCUGGGUCUGACCAAAAUUUCGGGUGAAUCACCAUGGCUGGUGGAAGCUCUCCAUAGUGCAGGUGCCACUUCAAAGGACAUUACCCUUUCCACGUCUUCAAGAAUGAUUGGUGAACACAGUUUCUGAAGGUGGAGAAGCUAAACCCUUCUGACCUCCAAACUGAGGCAUCCUUUGGAAAGCAGAGUGUUAUUGAAACAAAGUCAAAAGGAAGAAAAUGUCCUUAAAAAGAAGUCACAAAUUCAAAUGCUUACGGGGCAGGCAGAUGAAGGCAUCAAAUGGGGGAGAAAGGUAUUAUAUUCCUGUUACGGCAUUGUCAAGAGACUAUUCAGUAGCACGUGCUAUUCCUCCAAACGAUAUCAUUUAAGCGGUGGACAGAGAAACAGGAACCCAGCAAAGAAAUGGAAUGAACAGCUCAGGAGUGAGAAAGAGAACCAAGAGAGCAUUGUUCUGUCUUUUCACCAUUCUUCCAGGACUUCCACCAUAAGGAAAGGAGCCCCUGGACCAACAUCCUCUAAGAUGUUUAUAUGGACCAGUGGCCGAACCUCUUCAACUUACAGACAUGAUGAGAAAAGAAACAUUUACCAAAAAAUCAGGGACCAUGACCUCCUGGACAAAAGGAAAACUGUCACAGCACUGAAAGCAGGAGAGGACCGGGCCAUUCUCCUGGGACUGGCCAUGAUGGUGUGCUCCAUCAUGAUGUACUUUCUGCUGGGAAUCACACUCCUGCGCUCAUACAUGCAGAGUGUGUGGACCGAGGAGGCUCAGUGCACCUUGCUGAAUGCAUCCAUCACGGAAACAUUUAACUGCUCCUUCAGCUGUGGUCCGGACUGCUGGAAACUCUCUCAGUACCCCUGUCUCCAGGUGUACGUUAACCUGACUUCUUCUGGAGAGAAGCUCCUUCUCUACCACACGGAAGAGACAAUGAAAAUCAAUCAUGAGUGCUCCUAUAUACCUAAGUGUGGAAAAAAUUUUGAAGAAUCCAUGUCCCUGGUGAAUGUUGUCAUGGAAAACUUCAGGAAGUACCAACACUUCUCCUGUUAUUCUGACCCGGAAGGAAACCAGAAGAGUGUCAUCCUAACCAAACUCUACAGUUCCAACGUGCUGUUCCAUUCACUCUUUUGGCCAACGUGUAUGAUGGCUGGGGGCGUGGCUAUCGUUGCCAUGGUGAAACUCACACAGUACCUCUCCCUGCUCUGUGAGAGGAUUCAACAGAUCAAUAGAUAAAAGCAAAGUGGAUGAGAUCAUUUUCUUUAAAGCUCAAAUACUGUUUUCUUUCAUUCUUCACCAAAGAACCUUAAGUUUGUAAUGUGCAGUCUAUUAUGAGUUCCUUAAUAUAUUCUUAUACGUAGAGCAAUAAUGCAAAAGCUGUUCUAUAUGCAAACAUGAUGUCUUUAUUAUUCAGGAGAAGAAAUAACUGUUUUCUGUUGGUUGGGUUUUUUUCAUAAUCUUGGUUCAAAGCUGGAACUAGUACUUCCUUCUCUCCUUCCACCAAAAUCAGGCUCAGUUAUUCAUUUGCCAAGCUUCGUGGAGGUAUAUAGACAAUAUCAGUGUGAUAGGUCUG
This is a messenger RNA of Globicephala melas (long-finned pilot whale), 1841 nucleotides long. It is a transcript of the gene KCNMB2, whose product is annotated as potassium calcium-activated channel subfamily M regulatory beta subunit 2. NCBI's taxonomy places the organism in Eukaryota, Metazoa, Chordata, Mammalia, Artiodactyla, Delphinidae. Gene Ontology annotation, cellular component: voltage-gated potassium channel complex; membrane. The record is from RefSeq and is a predicted model, not a curated record. Gene Ontology annotation, biological process: potassium ion transport; detection of calcium ion. Gene Ontology annotation, molecular function: calcium-activated potassium channel activity; potassium channel regulator activity.